AUGACAGGCCAGAGGAAACUGGGCCAUGGCCUAGCUAAAGUCCUCGGCAUCAAACUAGACGACCAAAACCAAGACCGCCCAGAAACAAGUGAUCAAUCGGUCCUCUCAUCACAAAGCGGCAGCUCAUUCUACGAAACCGAGCCCACAUCAGCAGAAUGGGUCAAAGAACAAAUUCCGUCCAAAGAAGAUCUCAUCACUUACGGUGUUUCAUUAUUCCCAUUCUCAAAUUGGAUCAGUCACUAUAAUCUGCAGUGGUUUGCAGGUGACUUGGUCGCUGGUAUUACGAUUGGCGCAGUUGUGGUACCACAAGGAAUGGCUUAUGCCAUGCUUGCCAACUUGGAACCACAGUUUGGUCUUUACUCAUCCUUCAUAGGGGCUUUGAUCUAUUGGAUAUUUGGGACAUCUAAGGAUAUCUCGAUUGGUCCUGUUGCUGUUCUUUCUACUGUUGUCGGCAACGUUGUUCAUGACAUUCAGAACUCUGGGCAAGACAUACCGGCUCAUGUCAUUGCAUCCGCCUUGUCCAUCUCCGCCGGGUUCAUUGUUCUUGUUGUUGGAAUGCUCAGGUGUGGAUGGAUUGUGGAUCUCAUCUCUAUUACCUCACUCUCAGCUUUCAUGACUGGCUCUGCUAUCACGAUCUGCGUUGGCCAACUACCAGCCUUACUUGGACUAUCCGGCUUUUCGACUCGAGAAUCACCAUACAACGUCUUUAUGAACACUAUCGAGCACUUGGGAGAGGCGAGCUGCGAUGCUAUCAUCGGGUUAUCAGCCUUAUCUAUCUUGUACCUUUUCCGACAGGGGUUUACGGCCGCGGCCGAGCGAUACCCCAAGCAUAAAAGGCUCUUGUUCUUCACCAAUACCAUGCGAACGGUGUUUGUUAUCUUGACAUACACGAUCAUUAGUUGGGCUUUGAACAGACACAGACGAGAAGAUCCCCUCUUCAACAUUCUAGGAGCUGUGCCUACAGGGUUUCAAAACGUUGGAGUGCCCAAGAUCACGACAGAGCUGAUUUCGGAUUUCGGCCCCUAUCUGCCAGCAACCGUUAUAGUCUUACUUGUCGAGCACAUAGCCAUCUCGAAAUCCUUCGGGCGAGUUAACAACUACACGAUCGAUCCCUCGCAAGAAAUGGUUGCUAUUGGAAUGGCCAAUCUCAUUGGGCCCUUCGUUGGGGCGUUUCCAUCCACGGGAUCUUUUAGUCGCACUGCAAUUCAGUCCAAGGCUGGCGUGCGAACACCUGCUGCUGGCAUAGUUACUGGACUGGUUGUUCUGCUUGCAACAUACCUGUUGACGACUAUCUUCUUCUACAUCCCAAGUGCGGCUCUUGCAGCUGUUAUCAUACAUGCAGUUGGUGAUCUCGUUACGCCUCCAAACACCAUCUAUCAGUUCUGGAGAGUUUCACCAGUCGAGGUGUUCAUUUUCUUUACCGGAGUGAUCGUUAGCAUAUUUGCCCAUAUCGAAGCCGGACUUUACGCCACCGUUCUCUUUUCAGGCGCUGUGCUCAUAUAUCGAAUUCUCAAGGCGCACGGCAGGUUUUUGGGCAAAGUCAAGGUUCACUCAGUCAUUGGGGAUCAUGUCAUUGGCGACGAUCACCGCAAAGUCGUCGGGAAGUUUGGGACGACGGAGAAUCUGGAUAUUUCCGCAAGAAAUGUGUUUCUGCCGCUCGAUCAUGACGACGGCUCAAACCCAGAAGUCGAAGUCGAUCAUCCAUACCCUGGAAUCUUCAUCUACAGAUUCUCUGAAGGCUUCAACUACCCGAACGCCAAUUCUUCUCUCGACUAUCUUACCGAUUUUAUCCAGUCAAACACACAACGAAGCAGCCCCGAAGCAUUCGAGCGACCAGGAGAUCGACCAUGGAACAACCCAGGCCCGAGGAAAUCUGCCAAGCGACCUGCUCACGUGGAUCCAGACUCGACGCUCCCGACAUUGAAGGCGGUGGCUAUGGAUUUUAGCUCCGUUAACAAUGUUGACAUUACGGCUAUACAGCGAUUGAUCGAUAUACGAAAUCAACUUGAUUCCUAUGCCUCUCCUGAUGGAGUCGACUGGCACUUCGCAUGCAUUAACAAUCGCUGGACCAAACGGGCUCUCAUAGCAGCAGGAUUCGGAGUUCCUUUCAGACCCGAGGAAGAGGGAAUUCAUCGCAGAUGGAAAUCGAUUUUCAGCGUGGCAGAAAUUGGAGACAGAGACUCAGCUCUGAUCGAGGAAACGGACUAUCACGAUUUCACACCAGUCAUAGAGGAAGAGCCAUUGAUAGGAGGCAUGCCCUCUGCGCAAUCUUAUGGAUCUAUGUCAUCGGGAGAGUUAGAAAAGCAAAGACGGAGAGGUGCCGUGGUUCACGGUCAGAAUAAGCCGUUAUUUCAUGUGGAUUUGACGAGUGCUUUGCAAAGCGCCAUCGCCAAUGUAGAAGGGAGGCCGGCUCAGGAAUAA
Molecule: messenger RNA, 2421 nt
Organism: Fusarium coffeatum
Lineage: Eukaryota; Fungi; Ascomycota; Sordariomycetes; Hypocreales; Nectriaceae
Exons: 1
Coding region: 1-2421 (806 amino acids)
Biological process (GO): transmembrane transport
Cellular component (GO): membrane
Molecular function (GO): secondary active sulfate transmembrane transporter activity
Source: RefSeq, a predicted model, not a curated record